AUGAAUAUUCAAGCUCACAUGUCGGGACAGAUAUCUGGGCAGGUUCCAAACCAAGGAACCAUGUCGCAGCAGAAUGGUAACUCUCAAAUGCAGAAUUUAGUUGGUGGUGGUACUGCUUCUGCUGGUGCUGGUUUAGGACCGUCCCGUGUUCCCAUCGACAAUGACAUCUUGAAACUCCGACAAGCCAUGCGAGUCAAGAUUUUCAACAUAUUACAGCAGAAACAACCAUCUCCAGCUGAUGAUGCAUCAAAGGCCAAGUAUAUGGAUGUUGCUAGACGCUUAGAGGAGGGGCUAUUUAAAGUUGCUAACACAAAGGAAGAUUACAUGAACCAGUCAACCCUUGAACCUCGGUUGGCAAGCCUAAUCAAAGGCAGACAGUUGAAUAACUACAAUCAACGACAUGCUAAUUCUUCUUCGGUUGGAACAAUGAUACCCACUCCAGGAUUACAACACAGUGGCGGGAAUCCGAAUUUGAUGGUUACUUCCUCUGUCGAUGCUACGAUGGCCGGAAGUAAUAACAUAACAAAUAACGCAAUGAACACUGGAAACCUGAUUAAUUCUGGUGGCAUGCUCGGAGGUAACAUGUCUAAUGGAUACCAAAGUAACUUUUCUCUUGGUUCUGGAGGGAACAUGUCAUCAAUGGGAUCGCAAAGAAAUACUGGCCAGAUGAUGCCUACCCCUGGAUUUGUCAACAGUAAUACUAAUAACAAUAGCAACAAUGCCCAGUCUUACUUGAGUGUUGAUUCUUCCAACAAUAGUGGUGGAUUUUCUGCUGCGCCCAUGAUGGUAUCUCAGCCUCAGCAGCAACAACAGCAACUGAGGCAGGAUAUUGGUGGUCAAAAUAGUCGUAUGGUGCACAACAAUGGAAGUCAAAUGGGUGUUGGUCUUCGACCUGGAAUGCAACAAAAAAUGUCCAAUGUGUCUAACAGCUCCAUAAAUGGUGGUGUUGGGAUGAAUGCAAAAGGUGUUGAUUCAGGUACAUCGUACGCCAAUAGUAACAGAAAUUCACAGCAGGCUUAUGAUAACCUUCAGCGUUCAGGAAUUCAGGGUGAAGGGUAUGGCACAAACAAUUCUGACCCCUUCGGAUCUGGAAAUUUGUAUGGUGCUGUAACAUCUGUUGGGACGAUGACAAAUACUCAGAAUACGAAUACAGCAAGUUUCCAGUCUAUGUCUAGAACUAGCCCCUCCCUGGUAAGUAAUCAGUGA
Molecule: messenger RNA, 1206 nt
Organism: Arabis nemorensis
Lineage: Eukaryota; Viridiplantae; Streptophyta; Magnoliopsida; Brassicales; Brassicaceae
Source: the annotation of a GenBank genome assembly